AUAAUAAUGACUUCUAAAUCAGAUGUUACACUGGAUCACUUUUAUGUUUUUAAUGGGAAUUACUCCAAAAAAGAAGGAGAUGAAGAAAAAAAAAUAUUUUAUUAUUAUCCAGAAAAAAUUGAUGUCGACACUAAAAUCCGUAAUGUCGGAUUAAGCGAAGCAAUUAUUAAAUUUACUGAACAGAUUUAUUAUCAGCCAGAGCCAGAUUUCUGGAUGAUUAUGAUCAUUGGAGUUCCUUAUGUGGUGAAAAAUAAAGAUGGAAUUGAUUAUACCGAGUAUCAGCAUGACGAAGUAUCAAGUUCAGUGUGUCAGGCUAUACUUAAGCAAGCUUAUAUGAGAUUUAGACUAUUUAUGGGAUCGUUUGAGACUAUUUUAAAUGAUCCUCAGUAUGGGUCAGUUACGUUACUAAAACAUAAAUUAGAUUAUUUUUAUACUGGGUAUUUACCAUCAUUAAAGCUGAAUCAUCGUGAUAUACUAGAUAUUUUUCAAGGACUACAAUUUUUACCGUUAGAUAAAAUAACAUUUUUAAAGGUCCAAUGUUUUAUGAACCUUAUUGAAGCGACAUUCCCACAGAUAAAAUACACAGCAUUCCUAUAUAACGACCAAUUAGUAUGGAGCGGAUUGGAGGCAGAAGACAUGCAAGUUGUUUAUAAUUAUUUAAUAAGCAGUCUUUUGCCAGAGUAUCUAGAAAAAGAAUUUCACAGCGGAUCAAUGCCACGUAAUUCAGCGUCACCUUUCACAAGUUCUCAUUACGGAAAAUUUGUUACUGGAGCAUCGAGCCUAAAUGAAUCAAUCGGUAUUACAAAAUCGCCAAAAGUCUUUAUAAAUUAUCCAAAUAAACCUACCUCAUUAUAUUUAGUUGUUUAUAGCGCACUAAGUGCAACUCUCUGCCUAUUUGUCGACAGUACAAGUUUAUUAAUUGACUAUCUAAAAAGUCUCGACGCAUUCUUGGGUCCUCAGUUGACGACUCUGGUGAACACUGUAGCAGAGCAGUACUCCAAACACGUACCAGAUGUUUCCGACUCAGCUCCGAAGUACCUUUACUUCAACAGACUAAAUUUGGCGUACAAGAGUACGAUCCACCUGGACAACAGACGCUGCUCAAAUGUACUGACAACUCCAGAAGUAUUGAGAAUAAUUACAGAUAUUAAUAGUGAUUCAAACCGGCUGAAAGAAGACGGCGAGACGAUUAUUAAAACUAUGAGUGAUUAUUGGGUUGUUGGAAAAUUAUCUAACUUACGGGAAUUUUAUGUUGUGAUACAACAAAAAAAUGCAAAUAUUAUUGAAAUUGAU
Molecule: messenger RNA, 1293 nt
Organism: Cotesia congregata
Lineage: Eukaryota; Metazoa; Arthropoda; Insecta; Hymenoptera; Braconidae
Source: the annotation of a GenBank genome assembly